Molecule: messenger RNA, 5323 nt
Organism: Malus domestica (apple)
Lineage: Eukaryota; Viridiplantae; Streptophyta; Magnoliopsida; Rosales; Rosaceae
Biological process (GO): regulation of defense response to fungus
Source: RefSeq, a predicted model, not a curated record
CUCUUCUCUGUAGUCAGUCUUUGAGCUUGCCCGGGUUUCUCACGGUCAGCAGUGAUCUGACCAGGAAGAAGCUUCUUCACCACGAAAAAAGCAGAAGACCAAUUCCAAAUCCUUAUCGAUUCCUCUGCUUGGAAAAUCACAGACUUACCCCUUUACGCACUCCCAAGACUUUGACGAGCUUUGCCAAACAGUAAACACCAAAGACUAAGAUUUUUUAUAUACUUUUUUUCCACAUUUUUGCCGAACACCUCCAUUCGCCUUGCCUUCUUCACCCAUUUCGUGAAAACCAAACAGACAAACAAAAUUCACUGCCUUUUUCUGUCCGUCUCUCUCUUUUGGAUCUCUCCGAAGUCUGAGGUUUUGCUUCUGUUUUGUUCAGAUGGUGUUUGAAAUUCUAUAGCUUCCUUCGAAGUUUGAGACUUUUUUGCUGGAACUGGAAGCCCCUUCGUUUGUGUUGGGCAAAGAUGUCUCCUGAACUGACAGCAAAUGUUCGACUGGUACGAUGUCCGAAAUGCCGGCAACUUCUUGCGGAGUUGCCGGAUGUUCCGGUCUACAGGUGCGGCGGAUGUGGUGUCACUCUCCAAGCAAAACCUCGAGUAAAUGGAUUGAGAAGCAAGAGCGCUAGCUUAAAUGACACUGAGGCAGCUCAGAGGAUUCGUUUGGAUCACGGUUCUGAAGAUAAAAAAUCCAGAAGUUCUGCUCGUAAUGCAACUCUUUCUGAAUCCGGAGAAUGCUCUUCAGACCAAGAGAAUGAGAGGGAUCAGAAGAAGUCGUCAGAAGGCAACGAGUCUAGCACCUCAAGUACUCCUAAGGCUACUUAUCCUGAAUCAGGAAAUUGCUUUUCAAACCAAAACAAUGAGAAGGAUGAAGACAAGCCUUUCGAAGAAGAGAAAUCUAGCAGCUCAAGUCAUAAUGCAGCUCCUCUAGACCAAGAGAAUGAGAGGGAUCAGAAGAAGUCGUCAGAAGGCAACGAGUCUAGCACCUCAAGUACUCCUAAGGCUACUUAUCCUGAAUCAGGAAAUUUCUUUUCGAACCAAAACAAUGAGAAGGAUGAAGACAAGCCUUUCGAAGAAGAGAAAUCUAGCAGCUCGAGUCAUAAUGCAGCUCCUCUAGACCAAGAGAAUGAGAGGGAUCAGAAGAAGUCAUCAGAAGGCAACGAGUCUAGCACCUCAAGUACUCCUAAGGCUACUUAUCCUGAAUCAGGAAAUUGCUUUUCAAACCAAAACAAUGAGAAGGAUGAAGACAAGCCUUUCGAAGAAGAGAAAUCUAGCAGCUUGAGUCAUAAUGCAGCUCCUCUAGACCAAGAGAAUGAGAGGGAUCAGAAGAAGUCGUCAGAAGGCAACAAGUCUAGCACCUCAAGUACUCCUAAGGCUACUUAUCCUGAAUCAGGAAAUUGCUUUUCGAACCAAAACAAUGAGAAGGAUGAAGACAAGCCUUCCGAAGAAGAGAAAUCUAGCAGCUCGAGUCAUAAUGCAGCUCCUCUAGACCAAGAGAAUGAGAGGGAUCAGAAGAAGUCGUCAGAAGGCAACGAGUCUAGCACCUCAAGUACUCCUAAGGCUACUUAUCCUGAAUCAGGAAAUUGCUUUUUGAACCAAAACAAUGAGAAGGAUGAAGACAAGCCUUCCGAAGAAGAAAAAUCUAGCAGCUCAAGUCAUAAUGCAGCUCCUCUAGACCAAGAGAAUGAGAGGGAUCAGAAGAAGUCGUCAGAAGGCAACGAGUCUAGCACCUCAAGUACUCCUAAGGCUACUUAUCCUGAAUCAGGAAAUUUCUUUUUGAACCAAAACAAUGAGAAGAACGAAGACAAGCCUUCCGAAGAAAAGAAAUCUAGCAGCUCGAGUCAUAAUGCAGCUCUUCCAGAGCAAAACGACGAGGGGGAUCGAAGUAAAUCUUCAGAAGACAACGAAUCUAGCAGCCCAAGUACUCGUAAGCUUACUUUUCUUGAGUCGGGAAAAUACUCUUUUGACCAAAACAACGAGAAGAGUGAAGAUAAGUCUUCUGAAGUCAUCGAAUCUAGCAUCUCAAUUCAAAAUGAAAAUCUUUCAAACCCAGGAGAAUACUUUUCGGACCAAAACAAGGAGAAGAGCGAAGAUAAGUCUUCCGAAGACGAAGGAUCUAGCACCUCAGGUCAUAAUGCAAGUCUUUCAAAGUCGGGAGAAUGCGCUUCAGACCAAAACAAUGAGACAGAUAAUCCUGUCAUUAGUAAAUCUUCAGAAGGUAAUGAAUCCAGCAGCUUAAGUCCCAAGGCUACUGUUCGAGGAGAAUGUUUCUUGGACCUAAACAAUGAGAAGGAGCAGAUUAAGUCUUCAGAAGGCAACAAAUUUAGCAGCUCAAGUCCAAAAUCUACUUUUCCUGACUCGGGAGAAUGUUUACUGGACCAAAACAACGAGAGGGAUCUAAGUGAACCUUCAGAAGGCAACAAGCUUAGCAGCUCAAGUCCAGAGGCAACUUUUCCUGACUCGGGAAAAUGCUUCUCAGAACAAGACAAUAAGAAGAGUGAAAUCAAGUCUUCUGAUGACAGAGAAUUUGGCAGCGCAAAUCAUGGGGCUACUCUUCCAGACUCAGGAGAGUGCACUUCAACCAGUAUGAAGGGUCCCGAUGAGUCUUCUGAAGAUUGUGAUCAUGAACAAGUUGGAGAUAUAAACCUACCAAAUGAAGAUCAAAAUAAUCAGAGUGAUCAAAAUGAUUCUCAUGAUUUUGAUAGUGAGAAACUUGAAGUUUCCAAUGAAUUUUGUUCAUCGACUGAGUUUGCACGUGAAGAAGUUAAGGAGAGCUCAGCUUUAGGAGAGAAAAAUAUGGACGUAGGCAUCAACAAGGAGAUUGAUUCUGAUUUCCAGAGCUCAAAUACUGUAAAUCAGGGAGAUGCAAGGGGAAGUAGUUCAAAUGUUGCUGCUCAUACGGCCUCACGGGAAAUCAUUUCAUCAGGUUCCUUUGAAUCUUCUCGCAAUGAACAACAGGUGGAACCUCGGAAUAGUGUUCCCAAUGGCUUUGAUCAUGUAAGGUCUCCUGUUGCAUUUGAAAGUAUAGUUACUGCUCAUAUGGCAGUAAGGGAAAGCGUUGCAGCGGAUUCCCUGACAUCUUCUCCUAAUGGCCAACUGGAGGAACCUCAGAAUAAUGAUUUUCCCAAUGGCUUUGAUCAUGUAGGGUCUCCUGAUGCAUUUGAAAAUACGGAGUUCUUCCCCAGCUUUGAGCUUAGCGGUGCACCUAGAGAUCUGUCGAAGUCCCCAGCAAAUAGAAGUCAUCAUGCUUAUGAUGCCAGUGUUUCUUCUUAUGAUGGCAUGGAUGAUCAGUUCUUCAACCGAAAUACACGUUCAAACAUUGUUCAUUCUGAAGAAAGAAUCCGAAGGGAUAAAUUCAUGGCGAAUAGCAUGAUGACUAGAGAUUCAGGAUUGCAACGUCAAGCAAGGGAUCCCUGGUCAAAUUUUCCUGUGAAGAAUGAUCAUGCCAUGAAAUACAGAAAGUGGGAUCAAGAUGCAUUACUGCCACCUAGAAGACAAGGCCAUCCAAGCCGAGAUUGGAAUAGAUUGCAGAGUGAUGAAUAUAUGUCUAGGAUGGCAUUCCGUCGAAGAGUUUCCCAAGGCGGAUACAAAAAUAGAGGCCUCACAAAUCAACUGGAUAAUGAGUACCAGCACAAUUCAGGCUACCAAUCAUCUGAAAUGUCUGUGGAGGCUGAACAGGACAAGAGGACACUAUUAAGAAUGGUUUAUGAACUGCAGGAUCAAGUUAACAAUUUGAAUGGAAAGGCGGGUGGAAGGGUUGCCAGAGGAGCCACUUGGAAGGAGAAGAGCAUGGCCCAGUACCGUGAUUAUGAGGCAUCCGAGGAGGAACUCUAUCAUGAUCCAAACUACCAGAGGUAUCUGAGAAGACACAGGGCAGGCAGCCACUAUCCCCCUGAACACCACCGCAAAAACAUGCGUAUACCUUUCUCAAGUGAGGCAACAACCAGCAGGCACCAAGCUGAUUCUUCAUAUUUGCAUCAUGAACCCCAAGACUGGCAGUGCUCAGCACCUUUGCCUCAACCCAUUCGUUGCAGCAACAACGGGUUAUGUAUGGUUCACCCUGGUCACAGUUGCUGGACAUCAUAUGACGAGUCUCGUCCCUUAACUCCCGAACGGUAUGUGGAAUCUGAUUUUCCUCUUUGGGGCCGUGAAACAAUGUCUGAUGAUCUGAGGCACCAAAGGCAUGAUGUGAAGAAGCUUUACAGAGAGAAACAACAUUUGGCUAAGCGACAUUUCCGCCCCAUAGCAGGUGGAGCCCCUAUCAUAACUUGUUACAACUGCUCAAAACUACUGCUGAUACCUGCAGAUUUUCUCCUUUUCAAAAGGAGAUACCAUAGACUUCGAUGUGGGGCUUGCUUGGAGGUGCUCAGAUUUUCGCUCCAAAAGAGAUCGCAUAUUGUCCCCUAUGAACAGAAUGCUAUAGCCCCUCCUCCGAGUGAGGUUGGCGACUAUAAUGCUGCAUCUAAUGGCGGUAACUUGGCUCAACAUGCGGAUACUGUUUCAUGUUCUGAUGAUUAUGGUUACGGACCCUCUUACUACAACGGUUACUCUACUGACGGUGAUCCUGGAGCUCUCGCACCCUCCAACUCUCCCCGAGGCAAUUCAGAAGACCGGAAUAUGUCAUAUAGUUCAUUGGAUCAAAUGAGACAGAGGAAGGAGCUUGUUUUGAGAGAGUCUCAGAACAAAGAUAAGAAUCCAAUUGAAACAUAUGUGUCAGCAAGACCAUCGUUAUCCUCAGAAAUCAAGGAGCUGCCAGCAAAGUCGAGUUCACCACUUCAUCGACUCAUGGGCUACGCUUCGCCAAGCCAAGUGAUUAGAGGGUCUGGAUCAUCUCAGACAGGGAGAAGCUCAUACCCUUUGCAGAGAUAACCUUGAACUCAAGGAACCAACAGAUUUCUCAGAGUAUGAUAAUACGAAGCUCCGAGGAUUCUUCUCAAAUGGAAGAACUUAUUCGUCUCACUUACCGGACCCUGAAGCAUUGCAAAGUUGGAGAAAGCGAAUAGAACCCUGACGGAAGCAAAGGUUUCCGGGAAGUGAUUCGAACAGAGACGUUGCCUUAUUUUUGCCAUAUCUACAUGUUAGGACUCGAAAAUUUGUCGCGAAAGGAGUUCUUUCUGAUAUAGUUUCCCAUGAGUGAGUAUAUGUUAGAUGUAGAAAUCAAGUUUUCGAUCGUUGUGUGUAUAUACAAGUUUACCAGGGAUUUCUAUUUCGUUUAUUUGUUUAUAUGCAACAUAUCCUGUGCAACUAUACAUAAAACCAUACAUAAAAUAGGAGAAGAAUCUGAUAUGAUCAAUUCCAUACAUAAAACGAUACACGCUUUGCUUUCG